CGUUUGCACUUUUUACGAUUGGAUAUGUAAAUGAUUUUCAUAGUGCAUUUUUUUUUAGCAAAGCCUUACUCUUGGGGGACAUGCUUUAUAACUCAUUCAUUCAAGGAUAUGUUUUAGUGUGCAAUCUACAGCCGUUCCCUGAAAAUUAUUUCCCCAUCAGCGAGGAUCAAAAUAUACUUUUAUGUAUAUAUUUGGGACAAGAAUCGGAUUUGGAAAAUAACCAGCGAGAUCGUCUCGGCCUCUCGUCUUACAAGGGAAUACAGAGUAUUUUAAAUUCGUGUAUGACUCCUACAGCCACCACGUGUUCUUUGAUGUCUCAUCAUCGCUCACUUUUUUCAUGACCACAAACUUGCUUUAUAAUCCCAACCUCCGUGAAACCACCAGUUGGAAACUGUGGCUUUCCCCCCUCUUGAUCGCCUUGACCACAAGUUGGAUUAGAAAUUUUCUCCCCAAAGACAUACAUUUGGAAUAUAUUAAUAGUUGCAGGAGGAAUAAGUGGCCUUCCUGAAAAAAAGAAAACUGUUCUUUAUUUAAAAGGAGAGAAAACGAAACAAAAUAAAGAAACUGGACUGGAUUGAGUGAUAAUAACUGGCAUUAAUUGGACAGAUUGACUAUUUGUGGCUACUGUAAGCCCCUAAUCAAAGUGUUGUGAUGCGUAUUCCCGUAGAUCCCACUACGAGCCGGCGUUUUACUCCACCGUCCACCACAUUACCAGCAUCGGGAAAGAUGAGCGAUGUGAGCGGGAUGGUCCCUCACCAGGAGCCCGGGCCCGGAGUGGGAACAGCCGGGGCAGCAGCAGCGGCAGCGCUCGGCAGGUCUCUGAUCCGGCCCCAUGAGAACCGAACCAUGGUGGAUAUCAUUGCCGAUCAUCCGGCAGAGCUGGUCCGGACUGACAGCCCUAACUUCCUCUGCUCUGUCCUACCAUCCCACUGGAGGUGUAAUAAAACGCUGCCCGUGGCAUUCAAGGUGGUAGCCUUGGGGGAUGUUCCUGACGGCACUGUGGUCACCGUUAUGGCCGGCAAUGACGAGAAUUAUUCGGCCGAACUCCGCAACGCCUCGGCAGUAAUGAAGAACCAAGUGGCUCGUUUCAAUGACUUGCGCUUCGUGGGCCGAAGUGGAAGGGGUAAAAGUUUUACAUUGACAAUUACGGUAUUCACAAACCCACCUCAAGUGGCCACUUAUCACAGAGCUAUAAAGGUUACAGUGGAUGGUCCUAGAGAACCAAGAACAACUAUCAUUUUCAAACACUUGUAUGCAAACACAAGGUAA
Molecule: messenger RNA, 1269 nt
Organism: Rhincodon typus (whale shark)
Lineage: Eukaryota; Metazoa; Chordata; Chondrichthyes; Orectolobiformes; Rhincodontidae
Product: runt-related transcription factor 2-like
Exons: 4
Coding region: 652-1269 (205 amino acids)
Biological process (GO): hemopoiesis; regulation of transcription by RNA polymerase II; neuron differentiation
Cellular component (GO): nucleus
Molecular function (GO): DNA-binding transcription factor activity, RNA polymerase II-specific; RNA polymerase II cis-regulatory region sequence-specific DNA binding; ATP binding
Source: RefSeq, a predicted model, not a curated record